Molecule: messenger RNA, 372 nt
Organism: Sinocyclocheilus rhinocerous
Lineage: Eukaryota; Metazoa; Chordata; Actinopteri; Cypriniformes; Cyprinidae
Product: opsin-5-like
Exons: 1
Cellular component (GO): membrane
Source: RefSeq, a predicted model, not a curated record
AUCGCUGUGUUGAUCAGCAUUGGGUUUGUCGGCUGCUGGGCGCCGUAUGGCAUCAUCAGCCUGUGGUCCGUCUACCGGCCCAGUGACUCAAUCCCUCCUGAGGUCAGCAUGCUACCUUGUCUGUUCGCCAAGUCGUCCACUGUAUACAACCCGUUCAUCUACUAUAUCUUUAGCAAGUCCUUUAAACAAGAAGUCAACCAGUUGGGCCGCCUCUGCAGGAGAUCCAACAUCUGCCGUGCUUCUGAUGCCAAAAACGGUCCGGAGAAUACCAUCUACCUGGUGUGUGACAUGAGCAAGUCCAAAUCUGGAGCAGAGGAACAAACAAUCGAGAACAACAGGGAGAAUGAGACUCAGCUGAUGCCGAAUCAGUAG